CGUCCCCUCCUCGCCGACACCUCCGCCUCGUCGUCACGCCCGGUUCGCGCAUGCCGUCGUCCCCAAGCCGCCUGCGGGCACUCCUCGCCUGCUCGGCACCACUACUCGUCGUCGUCGCGCUCCUCGCUGCCGCGCCGCGAGCGGCAGCCUCCGCCCUCACCACCACCAUCAACGCCAACGAGCGCUCGUGCUUCUACGCCGCCGUCGACAAGGUCGGCGAGAAGGUCGGGUUCUACUUUGCCGUGUGUCGUCCCCCGCCCUCGCUCCCUUCGGCUCGUCCGCCGCGACCUGGACAUCCUCCUGACGCCUCUCACGCGACGCAGGUUCAAUCUGGAGGGUCGUUCGACAUUGACUGGACGGUGACGGACCCGAACGACAACAUCAUCAUCGACGGCGAGCGCGAGCGGCAAGGCGACUACAUCUUUACGGCGCACGCUGCAGGCGAGUACACCUUCUGCUUCAGCAACGACAUGUCGUCGCUGUCGGAGAAGCUCGUCGACUUUGACAUCAUGGUCGAGUCGGAGCCGCGACCGAUCGCGCCGGCAAAGCCGACGGGCCUCACCGAGCAGACGUCGUCGCUCGAGGAGAGCAUCUACCGCCUGUCGGGCAGCUUUUCGUCGAUCCAGAGGACCCAGAGGUACUUCCGCACGCGCGAGAACCGCAACGUUUCGACCGUACGCUCGACCGAGUGGCGCAUCUUUACCUUCUCGCUCCUCGAGAGCUGCCUCAUGGUCGGCAUGAGCGCCUUCCAGGUGUCGGUCGUGCAGCGCUUCUUCUCGGGCCCGUCGAGGCGCAGGGUCGUCUGACCGGCGGGUGGCCGGCGGGAGGGGCCGCGCUCGCGAGGGACGAGGGAGGGGUGCAACGCGCUCGUUGGACAUCG
Messenger RNA from Rhodotorula graminis WP1, 880 nucleotides. RefSeq lists its product as uncharacterized. Bases 51 to 806 code for a protein of 251 amino acids. Gene Ontology annotation, cellular component: endoplasmic reticulum; COPII-coated ER to Golgi transport vesicle; endoplasmic reticulum-Golgi intermediate compartment. Lineage: Eukaryota; Fungi; Basidiomycota; Microbotryomycetes; Sporidiobolales; Sporidiobolaceae. The record is from RefSeq and is a predicted model, not a curated record. The transcript has 4 exons. Gene Ontology annotation, biological process: protein retention in ER lumen; Golgi organization; endoplasmic reticulum to Golgi vesicle-mediated transport.